AUGUUCAGAUCAACUAUAUCACAAGUAGUAAGGUCAAGACCUACUUCUACUCCCUACAUAAGGUCGUUCGUAACGAGUCAACCUAAAUUGUUCUUGGAGAAUCUUUUCGGUACCAAGGAACUUAAAAAGAGAGAAGAAAUCGUUAAACAACAAGAUGAUUUUGAAAUUGAUCCAAAUGCCAAUAUAGUGAUAUUGAAUGAAGAAAACUCUAAGGGGUUCCAACCAUUUGAUCCUGAAGUUGAUUUAGCGGGAUUUAAAGUCGAACAAUGGAAGUCGAAAGUGGUUAAGACUCAAGAUAUUGAAUCCACUUAUACCAAUCAAGAUUUAAUUAAUAUUAUUAAUUCCACUUAUAAACAAACCAAACUGGUUGAUCAAGAUAUUAACGAAGCUGACUUCAAAAGUGUUGAUUUAUAUGAUUUAUCAUUCAGAUUUCAAUUUUUCAAACAAUUACAAAGUAAUUUAGGAUUUGAUAUUAAUGAUUAUGUGAUUUCUAAGACUCAUGAUUUGAAUCAAGUUUAUGAAGAAUUAUCCAAAGUCAUUAGUCAAAGAUGGGUAUGGGAAAGAAAUCCUAAUGGGAUCGUGUUGAGAAAUGAUGAUUUCAAAGCUGGAAAUGUUUAUUUGAGUCAAGAAUUAAAUGAAAAGGAUCAAGCUAAGGUUUUCGAAUCUAUCGUUGAAGAAAUUAAUAGUAAUAAGGAUGCUGAAAAGGCUGUGUAA
Scheffersomyces coipomensis is the source of this 714-nucleotide messenger RNA. RefSeq names its product mitochondrial 54S ribosomal protein YmL13. Lineage: Eukaryota; Fungi; Ascomycota; Pichiomycetes; Serinales; Debaryomycetaceae. Gene Ontology annotation, cellular component: mitochondrion. The record is from RefSeq and is a predicted model, not a curated record. The transcript has a single exon. Bases 1 to 714 code for a protein of 237 amino acids.